Molecule: messenger RNA, 3563 nt
Organism: Nerophis ophidion (straightnose pipefish)
Lineage: Eukaryota; Metazoa; Chordata; Actinopteri; Syngnathiformes; Syngnathidae
Gene: mxd4
Product: MAX dimerization protein 4
Exons: 6
Coding region: 178-840 (220 amino acids)
Biological process (GO): regulation of transcription by RNA polymerase II
Molecular function (GO): DNA-binding transcription factor activity, RNA polymerase II-specific; protein dimerization activity; RNA polymerase II cis-regulatory region sequence-specific DNA binding
Source: RefSeq, a predicted model, not a curated record
GUUCGGCUCUGAAUGUUGUUGCUACUGUAGUUUGGAGUCGCCAAGAGUCAGAACUGAUUAAACCACCGGGACUGAAACAUUUUUUUUCUUUAAAUUCAAUUCAACAUUUCCAACAGUUCAAGUAAACUUGCAAACAUACUGUCUCCUUUUUUUUUUUUUUUUUAAAGACAAAACGAGAUGGAACUUAAUUCGCUGUUAAUUCUGCUGGAGGCUGCAGAGUACUUGGAGAGAAGAGACAGAGAGGCAGAGCACGGUUAUGCCUCGGUUUUACCCUACAGUAGCGACUUCUCCAGGAAGAAGACGAAAGCAUCGCCAAUUAACAGAAAAAGUCAGAACAAUAGAUCGUCGCACAACGAGCUGGAGAAACACAGACGUGCCAAACUACGGCUGUACUUGGAGCAGCUGAAGAAGCUGGUGCCUUUGGGUCCAGACAGCACUAGACACACCACACUGAGCUUGCUGAAAAGGGCCAAGAUGCUCAUCAAGAAGCUGGAGGAGCAAGACAAAAAGGCUUUAAACACGAAGGAGCAGCUGCAAAGAGAGCACCGCUACCUCAAACGCCGCCUCGAGCAGCUCUCGGUGUCAGGAAGCGUGGAGCGCAUCCGCACCGACAGCAUGGGCUCCACCAUCUCCACCGACUCUGAACAAGAUGUGGAUAUCGAAGGUAUGGAUUUAACCCCUGGCGAGGCAGACAGCGUGGGCAGCAUCAGCGACCCUGAGGUAGAAGAAGAAGAAGAGGAGGAGGAGGAAGAGGAGGACCAGUACAGCCUCCAGAGCAGCUCCAGCGACACCAGCUACACGGCCUCACAUUCCCACAGACUGCAGCCACACCACUGUUAGACUCCCAUGGCCAGACGAACCCGCUUCUUCACUCGCCCAGACCACCGCCGUAACCGCCGUGACUGUUUGCAGUCUCCAGCGCCGCCCACCUCCUACAUCGGAGCAGUCCACAAAGGCGGUGCCCCGGAAAACCGUUUUGCAGAAACACCACUCAAGCCUUUCAUACAUCCCUCCCUUAUUCCACUGACCCUACCUCACCCUGUUGUAUCCUGUCCGAACACGCCCCUUCUGUCACGCCCUGCCCCGCCCACAAAUCCAACCUUCCCCCUUAAGCCGGAGUAGCUGCAGGCUCUGGGAGAGCAGUGGGGGACUUCUGUGGUGAGAUGGAUAGCUUUAUCUUGUUAAUCAGGACCUGGAAGUGUGCAUGUGUGUGUGUGUGUGUGUGUGUGUGUGUGUGUGUGUGUGUGUGUGUGUGUGUGUGUGUGUCUGUGUGUGUGUGUGUGUAAAAAAAAAAAUGUCACCCAGUUCCCGACAGGUUUAAAAACAGCAUAACGAAAUAUGCAUGUCUGGUUAAUGAGGCAAUGACACGCAGACGCGGCUAGAAAAUAUGCAAAUCAUCCGUGUCUGCAUCUGUCGUAGACAACUUUAGGACCUCAAAGUACAAGCCGACUUGAGGCAAUAAGUCACACCGGCAUGAGAAGAUCAAUACUGUUCCCACGCUGGAACCGAGAAACCGUUCCCUUGGAACUAGAGAGAAGAGGAACCAGUUAGCCAAAGAAAACACAAAAUACGAUAUCCUUAAGAAGUUUUAUUUUUCUUAUUCACGGCGGACGUUAUAACAGAAACAAUUAAUUUAUAUCCUCUUAUUAUAGUACUCAUCUUUAGGUUGAGAAAAUGACUGUGCUAAAGGUAGCUUAACUAAGCUGAAACACGGCUAUGUUCACACUGCAGUAAAUUCCGAUUUUUUUCGCCCACAUGUGACAUUUUCAUGUCAGUUUGAACAGUACAAUUCAGAUGUUUCCAAAUCCGACUUACACAUGAAUGCGCAGGGCCACUGGUUUUACGUCAUUGUUUUGUCAGUUCAGGGAAACAUUCCGUUCACAUUAGACAGUCAUUGAAGUCGCAUAUUUUUCAACUUCAUAAAAAGAUCGGAUUCAACAAAAAAAAGUAGAAUUUUGCUUUACACCCUGUAAUGUAAAUUGCUAAAGUUAGCUUCAUCGAGCUAAGGGUAAGCGAAAACUAAAGUAAUUUCCACACGGCUAUGUUCACAAUGCAGAUCAAUUCCGAGUUCUUUCAGAUUUUUUUCGUUGUCAAUUAGAACAGUUCGAUUCAGAUUUGUUCAAAUCCGAUGUACGCUACAACACAAAUCAGUACACGAUGCGCCGCAUGUGACGACGUGUUUUGUGCCUCACUCGUCAGUUCACGGAUGAAAUCCGUUCACAUUAGACAUUCUCUCUAUAGCUAUGUUCACACUGCAGGUCAAUUCAGAUCUUUUUGCACAUGUUACCUGUAUCUGAUUUUUUUUUUUUUUUUUUCAAAUCCGAUGAAUAUAAAUCGUAUACGUAUCCGAUGCGACCGCAGUUUAAACGUUCAUGUUGCCGACCAAUACGUUAACGAAGGGUGACAAGUGUCUCGAUUCCUCAACAAAAAAGACAUGCGUUAAACAUACAUACUGUAGAAGGUAUUGUAAACAGCUACGUAAAAAUAUCGGAUUCGACACAAAAUUCGAAUUUGGCAUCAUGCACUGCUGUGUAAACGUAGCCUAAGAUAGGGUAAUCCUCUCUUUUGCUAUAAUCACACCGCUAGUUAAUUACGAUGUGAACUGUAUCUGAUUUCAGUAAUCUCCAUUUUUUUGUUUAUGUUUUAUGUGAACAAUUACAUAAAAAGAUCAGAUUUCAUAAAAAGUUUGAAUUGGGCAGUGUGAUCUAGCCUUAGAUAGGUUAAUGCUCUCUUUCGCUGUUCAAUUCCGAUGUAUCUGAAUUCCGUGAUCUCCAUAUUUUUUUGGUAAUGUAAACGACUACAUGAAAAGAUCGGAUUAACCAAAAAAUUAUGAUUGGGCAUUUUAACCUGCUUUGUGAACAUAGCCUAAUAUGGGCUAAUUCUCUCUAUAGCUAUGUUCACACUGCAAGUCAAUUCAGAUCUUUUUGCACAUGUUACCUGUAUCUGAUUUUUUUAUUUUUUUUUCAAAUCCGAUGAAUAUAAAUCGUAUACGUAUCCGAUGCGACUGCAGUUUAAACGUUCAUGAAGGGUGACCGGUGCCUUGAUAAUGCUCUCCUUCGCUGUUCAAUUCCGAUGUAUCUGAAUUCCGUAAUCGCCAUAUUUUUUUUGGUAAUGUAAACAACUACAUGAAAAGAUCGGAUUUAACGUAAAAAAUCAGAAUUGGACAUAAGUGUGAAUGUUUAUAUAUUGUAUGUACAUAAGUGAAUAGUACUCCACGUCAAAAAAUAUUCAACGGCAUCUAUUUUUAUAUCCGAACAAAGCCGAUGUUCUGGCUAACAACAAGCCAAACGAGUGAGAGAGCUGCAGCAGAGAAGACUGUCCGUAGAUUUUUUAUUCGGAUGAUUGCCUCGCCACUACUCCACACUACUGACCACUACACGACAACACGCUAUAUUGUGGACAGACUACUACGGCAAAGUAAAAGACAAACUUUUGAACUCUAUUUCUCAGUAGCGAAGCGAUGUAGCAAAAGACGCAGGAGGAAGGGGUCUUCCUCCCAGUGUUUCGAUGGUUCUGGAUACCCCCUUUUUUCUCCAAAAAAAAAAACAAACAAAAAAAGCAAA